GAAAAGGCCAUGGAUAUUCUGACAAGGAUGGAUUCUUCGUCCACCAGUGGUUUCUUGAAAGAAACUAUCAAAUACUUCACUUAUCAGGCACUGAACUCUGCCAUACUUCACAUCGUUGUCCCUCUCUCUCCUGUCCCAAUUCCUAUGCUUUUGGCUGAGUACUAGCAAACCUUUCUUUUUUCCAGACCUUGACUGGGCAUCGGAUGGGCCAGAGGUUAAACCAUUCCUCAAAUGGCAUGUCCGAGUCCCUGUUUGGUAAAGCAAAGUUAUAGUGGUGC
This is a messenger RNA of Aspergillus novofumigatus IBT 16806, 278 nucleotides long. RefSeq lists its product as uncharacterized. The record is from RefSeq and is a predicted model, not a curated record. Bases 10 to 165 code for a protein of 51 amino acids. Lineage: Eukaryota; Fungi; Ascomycota; Eurotiomycetes; Eurotiales; Aspergillaceae. The transcript has a single exon.